AUGUCCUUGUCUAAAACCCCGCCGAAGUCAGUAACCGAGCUACUCACACCGGCUGAGAGAUACAUCAAUAUGGAAGAAACCAUGGCCCCAAAAAGGGAAGUUACCUCAUCAGGGAGGUCCAACAUCCUGAUGGAGAUCAAAGACUCUAGGGAACUGAAAUGGCCUCCCCGAUUGCGGUCUCCCCUCGAUACACGUGACAAGAGCAAAUACUGUGAUUUCCAUAGGGAUCACGGCCAUACCACAGAAGAUUGUCUGGCCUUAAAGCGGGAAGUCGAAGCUCUUAUAAGAAGAGGAUUUCUGAGCUCUUUAACAAUGACAAACGCCCGAGAGGAUCGGGGAAACAAGCAACCAACUGCAGGCACUAUCAAUAUCAUUGUUGGAGGAACAAUCUCGGGAGAAGACUCUAGCAGUGGGCGAAAACAGUAUGCCAGACAGCCACCGAUCAUCUCAAGACCAGAUCUUGGUCGUACAGAGGACAUCAGUUUUGGAAUGGAUGACUUGGAAGGCAUAGCAUUCCCCCAUGAUGAUGCCCUUGUCAUAUCGGCCAUCAUCGCCAACUUUGAAGUCAAGAGAAUUCUGGUAGAUAACGGAAGUGCAGCAAACGUACUCUCUCACGAAGCUUUUGUUCAAAUGGGGAUCUCGUCAGAACAACUAAAGCUAGUGAAAACACCCCUGCAAGGGUUUGGAGGUGGGGUCAUCACUCCGGAAGGUAUCGUCGGGUUACCCUUAACAUUAGGAACCGAAGGUAAGCAGGUAACGUAG
This is a messenger RNA of Olea europaea var. sylvestris, 762 nucleotides long. RefSeq lists its product as uncharacterized. The record is from RefSeq and is a predicted model, not a curated record. The transcript has 2 exons. Lineage: Eukaryota; Viridiplantae; Streptophyta; Magnoliopsida; Lamiales; Oleaceae. The coding region runs from base 1 to 762 and encodes 253 amino acids.